AUGGCAUCCAGCAGGCUCUCUUUCUCGCAAUACCGUCUGGAAGCGGAGAUCGACCGAUACAGAGCAGAGUGCCAGUGGGACAAGAUACCCUCUAUCGUAGAGCAACUCGUGGCCGCCCGAUUUCACGAAGACGGUGAGUGAUAACUACCUGUUGGAAUCUGGUAUAGGUUUCUUUUUUCUGAGUAAGUUUUUGUCACAUGUCCAUACAGGGAUGGCAAUAGUUCCGCAUGAGUUGGACUUUGUACUCUGCAAGUAAGCUCAAUGUCAUGUGCCUACUCUGCAAACAAUGAAAACUAACAGCUUUAGGCAUGCCCAAACUGCAGUAGCUUACAGUUCGAACAACUAUAUCAUCACCUUACACCUCUCAAUGGACAAUGUUUAAAACACAGAUCAUAUUGUAAUGAACAUGUAUGAACUGAUUGUCACUAUCACUGCCAUUUGUCCUUUUUUAUUAUUAUUUUGCAUGUAUUAAAACACACCACUCAAGCACAUUCACCAGGAGUGCAGUGUGUAUACUAUAUACUCAAGUCUACUGUGUACUCAGUCUGAAGUGGGUAGCCAAAGGUAGUUACUUCCCUCACCUCACCUGGUUAAAGUAAACAUGGGGUAAGGUGACAUGGCUCACGACUUUGCUGCGUGUCACUGUUAUUGUGUCAAUAACCAAAUCUUAAAUGUCAUUUGACCGGCCGGAUGGAAUGCCCACUGCCCACCUGAGACUGUUUUCACCAUGCCUGCAGGUGUACAGAACUGCUAGAGUGUGUAUAAUUCAAGUCAUCCCUAGCUGGUCUGCUGUUAAAGUCAGUCUUGAUGUUGACAGUUUGCCCACAGUUUUGUCAUUCUUGAUUUUGUAACAACACUGACCCUAUUUGUUGCAAUUCAAGACAAGGGUGAUCAGUCUCUGACCAGGAAGUUUUGGGAUCAGAACAGUGUUGAAAAUAAUGUAGCUUUUAUUCAGAUGCCUUGUAGAGCAGGGGUGUCAAACUCAUUUUAGCUCAGGGGCCACAUGGAGGAAAAUCUAUUCCCAAGUGGGCCGGACCGGAAAAAUCAUGGUAUAUAUAACUUAAAAACAACAACUUCAGAUUGUUUUCUUUGUUUUAAUACGAUCAACAUACAACAUAAAGCUGGAGCCUGAGGACAGUGUGUCCAAAAUAGUACAAGCACAACAUCACUAUUAAUCAUAAAACACGUCAAGUUUAUUUGAAAAUUCUAAAGAAAAAGAACACACAAACACACAAUGCCUCAGUGAUUAACAUAACUGUUUCACAGAUCACAGAACAAUAUCAGGGUGUCAUUUCUCAGGCAGAAAUGUAGAUAAAAAUAAUGAAAUCCUGUUCCCCAAACAAGUGCAAGAACCACAGAGUCAAGAAUAGGUUAAAUAUACAAAUAAAAUAAAAUCAAUUAAAAACAAUAGCACAUCAACAUAAAAACAUAUAAACAUAAAGCUGGAGCCUGAGGACAGUGUCCAAAAGCACAACAUCACUAUUAAUCAUAAAACACCUCAAGUUAUUUGAAAGUUCUGAGGACAAAGAACACACAAACACACAAUGCCUCAGUGAUUAACAGAACUGUUUCACAGAUCACAGAACUAUAUCAGGGUGUCAUUUCUCAGGCAGAAAUGUAGAUAAAAAUAAUGAAAUCCUGUUCCCCAAACAAGUGCAAUAACCACAGAGUCAAGAAUAGGUUAAAUAUACAAAUAAAAUAAAAUCAAUUAAAGAAAAUAGCACAUCAACAUAAAAACAUAUAAACAUAAAGCUGGAGCCUGAGGACAGUGUCCAAAAGCACAACAUCACUAUUAAUCAUAAAACACCUCAAGUUAUUUGAAAGUUCUGAGGACAAAGAACACACAAACAGACAAUGCCUCAGUGAUUCACAGAAGUAUAUCACAGAUCACAGAACUAUAUCAGGGUGUCAUUUCUCAGGCAGAAAUGUAGAUAAAAAUAAUGAAAUCAUGUUCCCCAAACAAGUGCAAGAACCACAGAGUCAAGAAUAGGUUAAAUAUACAAAUAAAAUAAAAUCAAUUAAAAACAAUAGCACAUCAACAUAAAAACAUAUAAACAUAAAUCUGAAAGCGUUGCUCAAACUCCCGUAACAGUCCCGUUAUUUUGUCUUUGAACCGCUUCAUGUCUGCCACAUGUUGGGUCGUGCACACAUUUUUCAGACAGGGGAAGUGAGCUGCAUCACCACCGGCAAGUUGCGUCUCCCACAAUGACAGCUUCAACUUGAAAGAACGUAUGCUGUCAUAAUACUGCGUGACAACUUUGUUGCGCCCUUGCAGCUGUUUGUUCAAGUUAUUCAGGUGCUCUGUAACAUCCACCAUUACAUUUACAUUUUAGUCAUUUAGCAGACGCUCUUAUCCAGAGCGACUUACAGGAGCAAUUAGGGUUAAGUGCCUUGCUCAAGGGCACAUCAACAGAUUUUUCACCUAGUCGGCUCUGGGAUUAGAACCAGCGACCUUUCGGUUACUGGCACUACGCUCUUAACCACUAAGCUACCUGCCACCAUAAAUGCAAGGUCCUGCAUCCAUUCUGCGGAAUGAAAUUCUAACACUGGUUUGCCCUUUUCUUCCAUGAACUGUUCAAUUUCUUCUCGUAAAUCAAAGAAACGCCUCAGCACAGCACCUCGGCUUAACCAUCUUACCUCAGUGUGGUAUGGCAGUCCAUAGAUGUGGUCUUUCUCUCUGAGAAGGCUGUCAAACUGACGGUGAUUCAGGCUUCUGGAUCGGAUGAAAUUAACAGUUUGGAUGACCACCUUCAUGACGUUAUCCAUCUUUAAUGACUUGCAACACAAAGCCUCCUGGUGCAAAAUACAGUGAAAAGUCAAAAAAUCACAUCCUCCAUUUGCAGAUUGCACUUUCUCUCUGAACUUUGUCACAACGCCUGCUUUUUUCCCGAUCAUUGAGGGCGCACCAUCUGUAGCCAGGCUGACAGCGCGGGACCAGUCCACUCCGACCCUGUCCAGCGCGCCGACGAGUGCGGUAAAAAUAUCAGCUGCUGUCGUUGUAUCUGUCAUCGGCACCAACUCCACGAACUCCUCGGUGACGGUCAAUGUGUCAUCAACUCCGCGGAUGAAAAUGGCCAGUUGUGCAACAUCUGUAAUGUCCGUGCUUUCAUCAAUUGCAACCGAAAACGCAAUAAAUGACUUUACUUUUUGCUUCAACUGGCUGUCCAAAUCCACUGAAAGAUCGGAAAUCCUGUCUGCAACUGUGUUUCUUGUCAGGCUGAUAUUUGCAAAAGCCUGCCGCUUUUCAGGGCACACAAUCUCCGCUGCCUUCAUCAUGCAUGUUUUUACAAAUUCACCCUCACUAAAUGGUUUUGAAGCCACUGCGAUUUCAUUAGCAAUGAGGUAGCUAGCUUUUACUGCAGCGUCACUGUCUCGGCUGUGAGUAAACACAGACUGCUGUUUCUUCAGACCCGCCAACAGUUCAUUCACCUUCUCUCAUCUCCGCUGUCCUUGAAAGUUGUCAUAUUUGUCGGCAUGAAGACUCAUAUACUGGCGACGAAGGUUAUAUUCUUUCAGCACUGCAACAUGCUCUGAACACACCAAACAUACAGCUUUCCCAUUCAAUUCCGUGAAUAAAUAGGAUGACCAUUUUUCUUGGAACACUCUGCACUCUGCGUCCACUUUUCUCUUUUUUGACAGAGACAUAUUGGGGCAAUGAGGGUGCCAAAGCACAUAAUGUUAAAAGUAGAAGCCGUAAUAAAUAUCGCGGGCAAAACAAAGUAGCUCAUUGGCUGCACGUGCUUGACCUACUUGCUCUGCCCCGGUAUAAACAGUUUGCUUGCUUAACACAAUUGCUAUUGCUCCAUCCAGUGGACGCAAUUGGAACAGCAGUUUAUGUUAUAGAAAAAUUGCAGCGCAUUUUUAUACUUUACAAAAUUAUUAUUAUUAUUAUUAUUAUUAUUUUUUUUUUUUUAAAUCAUCUCGCGGGCCGGAUUAAACCCGUUUGCGGGCCUGAUCCGGCCCGCGGGCCGGACGUUUGACACCCCUGUGCUAGAGUGUGUAUAAUUCAAGUCAUCCCUAGCUGGUCUGCUGUUAAAGUCAGUCUUGAUGUUGACAGUUUGCCCACAGUUUUGUCAUUCUUGAUUUUGUAACAACACUGACCCUAUUUGUUGCAAUUCAAGACAAGGGUGAUCAGUCUCUGACCAGGAAGUUUUGGGAUCAAUGUGUUGAAAAUAAUGUAGCUUUUAUUCAGAUGCCUUGUAGAGGAUUUGUUAUUCUCCUGAAGAAUUCAUACAAGUUAUGCACCACAUGAACAUGCCACAUUGCGGUUAUAUUGUAGUUAAUGUUUUAUAGAGCAUAAUUAUUUGUUUUAUGUGUUUAGACACCAUAUACAUAUACAUCACCAGGGUUGGGUGGGUUACUUUCUAAAUGUAAUCCGUUACUAGUUACCUGUCCAAAAUUGUAAUCAGUAACAUAACUUUUGGAUCACCCAACCUCAGUAACAUAAUCUGAUAACUUCCCGUUACUUUUGGAUUACUUUCCCCUUAAGAGGCAUUAGAAGAAGACAAAAAUUAUCCAUCAAACGCAUUUGGUGUGUCAUCAUAGUAGUCUGACUUGUGGUCAGACCCGCUCAGGUGGAGCAAACUUAAAAUGUGGCCUUUUUUCAAUGUUGAAUUGAAUGUCAUUGAGAAAACAGAAAGGAGUCAAUGUAUUUUUUCACAAACAUCCUUUGUGAAUUUAAAAGUAAUCCAAGAGGUAAUCAUCAAAUUUUUCAAAAGUAUCUGUAAUCUGAUUACAAUAUUUGUACAUGUAAUCUGUUACUCCCGAACCCUGUACAUCACAUUAUACAUUCUCCAGCCCCUAUCCUCCCUUUCAGUGAUAAACCUUGACUGGGACAGUCUCAUAAGCAUGAUGCGCUACAGUAUGUCAGAGAUGCCAGGACAUAAACACCAGUCACAGACUUGGCGUCAGAACACGCCACCAGAGACGGGAGAGGAGUGAGAGAAGUGAGAGCUGGACCAAACAUGGAGGCUCUAAUCCAGAAUGUGUAAACAAGUGACUUUUAUUGCCAUCCAGUGACUUCAGUUUUAGGCGCCCCUGGUGUUUUUUCUCCCUUCUCUCUGGGGCUUGUGGGAAAUUAUGCUAUGAUGGACUGGGCUGGGUUUAUUUUGUGUCCCAAAGCAGCUGACCCCUGACCCUGGACUCCCACUCUGCACUCAGCCCACCUACCCCUCCACUACUCUGAAUUCUGUCCUAUUUCCCUGUGCCCUCCUCCAGAUGACUACGGGACGCUGUUAUUGGCCGAGGCCCUGCUAGAGGAGAGUCUACAGGACAACCUGAGUUUGUUACGCAACGCUACGCCUUUGACGGACAUCAAUCAGCCCAAACUGUCCCGGUCCAAGGGCUACCUCAACUCCAUCCUGAGCAGGGGGCGCCUGGGGGUUAGUCUGAGCAUCUCCUCUCUGUGUCACCUCCCUCUACAUCUUACUUCCUCCUAUUCUACUUAGCUUUAUAUCUUGUUAACUUGUCUCACCAAGUUUCCAAUCAGUCUAUUCUUUAUAUGUGUACCUGUUUUCUCUGUCACCCUUCACUUAGUCUCUCGUAACAGCCUUCGUGUUGUGUCUCUCUCUCUGUCUGGCCCCACACAGCCCAGGCACCUGAACGAGGCUCUUCUUCUGAUGGCCAAAAUACACUAUGUCCAGGGCGAUUACCGUGACGCCCAGGGCAUGUGUGCAAGGGUGGGCAUAGACGAGCUGACGGGGGACGAGCAGCCCAUCUACCACCUGCGUCUGCUCGCAGAGGCCUUUGUCAUCAAAGGUACCAAUCCUUUCAUAAGCAAAUACUGGGUGGAAUGAAAUAUGGAAAACACAAUGUUUGACCUGUGUGGUAUUUAGUUAUGUAAAAAUUUUUUUUGCAGACAGACUAAACAUUCUGUGUUACCUGAAAUGUUGACCUGAAUAUGACCUAUACCAGGGAUGGGCAACUUUGAUGGGGGUGGGGGCCACAAAAAAUCUGAACUCGUCAUUAUUUCUUAAGCAAUAAGGCACCUCAGGGUUUGUGGUAUAUGGCCAAUAUACCACGGCUAAGGGCUGUUCUUAAGCGCGACGCAACGCGGAGUGCCUGGAUACAGCCCUUAGCCGUGGUAUAUUGGCCAUAUACCACAAACCCUGAGGUGCCUUAUUGCUAUUAUAAACUGGUUACCAACUUAAAUUUGUCAUACCCGUGGUAUACGGUCUGAUAUACCACGUCUGUCAGCCAAUCAGCAUUCAGGGCUCGACCCACCCAGUUUAUAAUACAAGUUUAGAUAACUGGCCGCUAGACUAACUUACUAAUCAAAAACAUUUUUAGCUGACAUGGGCAACAGUAAAUUGGGGGGGGGGGGUUGAUCCGAGGGCCUUCAAAAUUGUGCGGCCCGCAGGCUGCCAGGCUGCCAGGUUGCCAGUUGCCCAUCCCUGACCUAUACUAAGAUGGACAUUCAAUGCACAAAGUAAACAAAUGACCAGGGCCAGUUUUCAUAAAGCAUCUGAGUAGGAGUGCUGAUCUAGGAUCAGGUCCCCCCCUGUCCAUUCAUUAUAAUCUAAAUAGCAAAACUGAUCCUAGAUCAACACACCUACUAUGAGACGCUUUAUAAAUACAAGCCCAGAGCUACAAAUGAUGAUGAUUUCUAUCAGGUGUCCUCUGGUUUUAGUCUCCAUCUGUACAGUGUAAUGAUUACAUGGAUCUCAAAUAUGAUUUGCAUACUGGCACUACUCACUCUCCGAUGAACUAGACAAAGAGACAGCCAAAGCCUGCAGACUAGCACGUUUCCCUGAAAAACACUGAAGUUGAACAGCACUGUGCAUAAAUGUACUUAAUGAUCUAUUUCCUAAUCCCCAUGGUAGGAGUUAUUAUAGGCCUGUGAUGACUAUAACCUUGUAUGGGUUUAGAAGUCGCCCUUUCUAGGCUGUCUGAAUACAAUCAUUAGAAUGAAAUGUGCCUGGGAAACCUCAGUACCUCAAUACCCCAGGUAUGUUUAUAUGAAUGUAGUGAAAUCUUUACUGACCAGUAAGAUUGUCAAGUGUCUGCCGGCUGAGAGUACUUAGCACCUCUGAACAGUGCCGGCAGGUGGACCCUAUAACAGACCGAACCGUCAGCAAGCGAACAAAUGGCAAAUGAACGGCCCCCCACUGUACAGACCGACAAUCGGUCUGGUGAGUUUUCUCCUUUUAGGCUGUGAAAGAAAGGAAGCAUUGACCACGUGUUAAUUUACAUGAGGGAGGAAAUUUGACUUGACACAUUGCUAUACAUUGAUUCACUUGCCAAAGGUAUUGUUAUGUGUGUGUCUUUGUGUGUGUUUGUUCUUCAUCCCAAAUCAGUUCCUGGUUUUAGACCUCUCUGGGAAGUGAUUACAAAGAAAAUGGGAACUUAUUCAGAAUUUAGUCUUAAGUAAUGCAAGCUGUCUCUAGGGAACCCACUAUAUAUAGUUGGACUGGAACUAUGAGUUCUGUUAGGCAGAGUUUCCACAUGCACACACACACACACAGUGAAACAGAGGGCAUUGUCUAUUGUCACACACAACACACUGCUGGUCCAUGUCUGGAUAAUUGUGUUCGAGAAGCAUCACUCAUCAUCAUCAUGAGAUGCAUUACAUUCAAACAGUCAUUGCUUCCUAUCACAGUGUCUGCUGCAUAGAUUGAAGGGAAGAAUUCAUGAAGCAGCCUUGUUGAUGUCUAUCAUUGAAUAAACCAUAAUGGACUAUAAGUCAUGUUAGGAGAAUAAUACUAGAGUCAAGCCAAUAUGCUCAAAGGAAAGAGUGCUUAAGAAAGCGAAGAUCUGAUGGGAAUCACUCAACUAUGUAAAGGGUUUGACAUUGCAUAGUUUCUCAACAUCCUUCCAAGGUUUCCAUUAUAUUGUUUUGGGAAUGUUAUGAGAUAGGAAUAUUUGUUAGAUGAGGUCUUGUCUAUUGGCAGCUGCUCCUUAUUUGAUUAAGGAUGUCGUCUGGCCGUGUCCUCCCUGCAAUCCUGGAGGUCUCCUCUCACUCUAUUUAUUUAUUUAUUUAUUUAUUUAUUUAUUUAUACCAAUAACCAUAUUCCCCCUCCAGCCAUCUAUCCCAAGCUCUUCCUCCCAUACACUCAUUGUCUCGAAAUGAUACAUUUUCCAUACUAAACAAGCUGGCGUCUUCCUACAAGCUACAGUGCUAUUUGUUUUCAGUGUCAAAUUAAAAAACCCAAAACCCAAAUAUUAUUUAUUUAUUUCUCCCUCCCUCUGUAUCUCUCUCUCCCCGUUCUCUCUCUCUCUCUCUCUCUCUCUCUCUCUCUCUCUCUCUCUCAGGUCUGUCCCUGGACCACCAGGCAGUGUCCGCUGCCUCCCGUCUCCGUCUGUCUGAGAGAGAGGAGGAAUGUCUGUCCUGUUACCUGAGGGCCUGCGACACCGCUCUCGUUUACCUGCAAGAGCUCGAUAAGGUGUGUCUGUGUGUUUUUGUAUGAUUCAAUGAUACAAAGCAGCACAAAACUACUUGGUGUAUGUGUUUACCAACUGAAGUUGUUACUGUUGUGUUGGCAGACGGUGGUCACCCUUAGUUCUAAAGCAGCUAAGACCAGUUUGGCCCCUCCACCACUGGACAUUGACCUGGGCUUCUUCCAGCAGGCGGCGCUACAGAGUGCAUACCUGUGUCUGCUGCAUAGGGGGUGAGUAAAUGGUCCAGUAGAGCAGUCAAAGAUGGUGGAGGCUUCGCCUCUUCCUCUCUGGAGCAGUGCAUUGUGAUUUCAGCAACAGCAAGUGGCACUUUUGUUUUUGACCAGUAGGUUUCAGUAUUGCACCUCAGAUAGGACAGAGUCAUUGCUUGUAGUGGCACGAUUUAGCUCCAGUGCUCCACUCAUUUAUACAUAGUUGGAGCAGCAUGCUGUGCUGCUGGCACUGACUAACAAGGCCCUAGACACUGAAUACCCUGUCCGUCUGUCUGUCCAUCUGUUUGUCUGUCUGUCCGUCUGUCUGUCCGUCUGUUUGUCUGUCUGCAUGUCUCUGUCUGAAUGUCUGUCUUGUCUUUCUGUUGUCUGUCUGUCUGUCUGUCAGUCACCUGGCCCAGGGAGCCCAACAGCUGCGCAGGGUCCUCAGGGUGGUGGAGUCUCGGGGCUCCCAGAGCUUCAGGAAGGUGAGGAGGGCUCACAUUUUCACCUAGUUCGCAGGAUGAGUCACGCAGGAUGACUGUCUAUAUGUAUUUAAUCUUUACGGCCUGGAGGUUUUCCUGACCACGUGACUUGACUAAGUCAGGAAACUGUCCUGGCCCUAGUUAUAUCCUAGUUAUGUUUUAUGGCAUCAUAUGGCAUGUUAAUUAAUGUGUCUCAUAGGCUGCAGCACGGAAGCUGGCUGAGGUGUUGCUGAGCUCGGUGAGUGAGGACAGCUACUGGGCCCCCAUGUCCCUCCCACCCUCCGCCUGGCUGCAGAGAGAAGGGAACGCCGGCCCAAAGGAUGCCAUGUACCCCUCUUCCAAACCACCUCAAUGCUACAGGACUGACAGGUCUGUACCUCUCCUCUCUUCUUCUUUUCCUUCCUCUCUCUCUCUCCCUCACUUUAUCUCCUCUCUUUCUUUUCUAUUCAUGUGUAAUUCCAUUAAUCCACUGAUAUUACUCAAUCCCCUGAUCAUUUAGCUUUAGCACUGGCUUGAGAGAUCAGCUCACGUUCCCCUACAGUGAGUUGUGUGUGACCCUACUGAACCGUUGAGCUUAAAUAGUCCCAGAGCAUCAAUAAGACAGACCUCCCUAGAGGUCCAGACGUCCACUAUUCUGGUCAUACAAAACCCACACAUGGAACAUAACUUGAUCUCACCACAGUCUGACUCGUAUUGGCUAGGAGCUCUGUGGACUCAUGUUGCCUUUGUCAAGCUUUAGAGGCUUUGUCAGGGACUUACCUUUGGCUGUUCCACCAUAUCGAAUAUAAUAUCUUAUUGGUAUGCGCUAUCCUCAGAGGAUAUCAAAUGCUGCACCCCAAACAACAUGCAUGAGUGAGAACACAAGAACAGAAAUGGAGAAUGCACUCAGGGAAAUAAAGUGCUGUUGUUGUACGCCCGAUUCGUUGUCAUGGGUUACUUCUUUAGAAGUGCCUUGAUAUUGUCUUGUAAUUAUAUCUUUAGUCGGUACAUCAGGGGCUCAGCCAGAGGGCAGUCAAGAUAGAAUAAGAGGGAGGGAGAGAGAGAGAGUGAGAUGGUGAAAGUGAUGGGUGGGAGGAAUGGAAAACAUGCCAGAGAAAAGAGAGGGACCAAGGAAGGUGGCAAACGUGUACACGCGUGUAUGUUCGUGCGUACACAUUUUGUGCACGUGCAUGUGAGAGACACCCGAGAGAGCGGAGUGCUGUGAUACUGUGGGGGUGGUCAGAGGGUUGUCUUACACCACCAGCAGGUGAAGUAGAAACAGGACACUCCCCGUGAUCUAGCCACGGUAUGGGGUUGUUGUGUGACGUGUCACUUCCUGCUCCUAUCUCCUGUGUCUCCUCGCAGUGUCUUCUGUCCCCAGGACGUGGUUGAGGAGGCCGUGCUCCUGCUGCUCAUCACAGAAUCCAUGGUGAGACAGCCCUCCCCCUCCCUCUUUCCCUCUCUCUCCUUCCAUCUCUCCCUCUCUCUCCCUCACCCCUCUCUCUUUCUGUUUUUACACACUUUUCCUGUCUCCGAGGCCAUAUAUAUUACCGAAAUGUAUUUGCUUACUUUGACAUUUGUUGAUUGGACAUUCUUGUGGGAUAUUUUUGUGCCCUCUCCUUCAUCUACAAUGUAUGUAGAUUCUACAUUGAUCUCAAAAAAGCUUGACAGGUGUAAGGCUAGCUUUCACUUGUCCCGUCAAUACAGGGAAAGGAAAGGAUACCAGCAGAUUAAAAGCCACUUCAUAGGCCUACUAUUGCAACAGCCUUGUGUUGAAUCUGAUCCUAAAUCUGUAAUCUCCCCCUAUAGGCUAGCGGAGAUGCAGUCAUCAGCCGAGCGCCGGACCAUAAGGAGGUGCGGGAAACCAGUCUGCAGGACGCCACCUCUGUCUACGACCUGCUGAGCAUCGGCAUGGCCAGGAGGGGGCAGUAUGCCAUGCUGUCCGAGGUGAGCCUGCCUCGAAAACACUGGAGGCUAAAGGGAGGAUAGGAGAUACUUCAACCUAACUAGCUACACUGUGUGAAGGGAAAGACUUGCCUGACAACUUUGUAAUGACCUUGUUGUGUCAUAUACUUUCAAGCAUAGUUGGGUGCUCUCUCUCUUUCUUUCUUUCUUUCUUUCUUUCUUUCUUUCUUUCUUUCUUUCUUUCUUUCUUUCUUUCUUUCUUUCUUUCUUUCUUUCUCUUUCUUUCUCACUUAUUCUCUCUCUGUCUCUCUGGCUUACCCAGUCUUCUCUCUAUUUACAUUCAGGUUGGCAGCAUUUUUCUCCAGGUGAAUGAGAGUGAGCACUGCCAAACAGGUGAACCCUCUCACGUGUGGGGCCAUGCAGGGUGCCACUAGGCUAGCUAACAAUAGACGCUGGUUAUGUCUUUCUGCCUGGCUAACAUCAUUCCUCUCAUAGGUGUCACGGUGUGGGCAGCUAGUUAGAGCUCUUUAAAUAAACCUCAAACCCUCAACCUUCAACCUCACCCUCAUUUUUAUUUAUUUUAUUUUUAUUUAUUUCACCUUUUAUUUAACCAGGUAAGCCAGUUGAGAACAAGUUCUCAUUUACAACUGCGACCUGGCCAAGAUAAAGCAAAGCAGUGCGAUAAACACAACAACACAGAGUUACAUAUGGGGUAAAACAAAACAUAAAGUCAAAAAUACCACAGAAAAUAUAUAUACAGUGUGUGCAAAUGUAGCAAGUUAUGGAGGUAAGGCAAUAAAUAGGCCAUAGUGCAAAAUAAUUACAAUUAGUAUUAACACUGGAAUGAUAGAUGUGCAAGAGAUGAUGUGCAAAUAGAGAUACUGGGGUGCAAAUUAGCAAAAUAAAAAACAAUAUGGGGAUGAGGUAGUUGAGUGGGCUAAUUUCAGAAGGGCUGUGUACAGGUGCAGUGAUCGGUAAGGUGCUCUGACAACUGAUGCUUAAAGUUAGUGAGGGAGAUAAGAGUCUCCAGCUUCAGAGAUUUUUGCCGUUUGUUCCAGUCAUUGGCAGCAGAGAACUGGAAGGAAUGGCGGCCAAAGGAGGUGUUGGCUUUGGGGAUGACCAGGGAGAUAUACCUGCUGGAGCGCAUACUACGGGUGGGUGUUGCUAUGGUGACCAAUGAGCUAAGAUAAGGCGGAGAUUUGCCUAGCAGUGAUUUAUAGAUGGCCUGGAGCCAGUGGGUUUGGCGACGAAUAUGUAGUGAGGACCAGCCAACAAGAGUGUACAGGUCACAGUGGUGGGUAGUAUAUGGGGCUUUGGUGACAAAACGGAUGGCUCUGUGAUAGACUACAUCCAAUUUGCUGAGUAGAGUGUUGGAGGCUAUUUUGUAAAUGACAUCGCCGAAGUCAAGGAUCGGUAGGAUAGUCAGUUUUACGAGGGCAUGUUUGGCAGCAUGAGUGAAGGAGGCUUUGUUGCGAAAUAGGAAGCCGAUUCUAGAUUUAACUUUGGAUUGGAGAUGCUUAAUGUGAGUCUGGAAGGAGAGUUUACAGUCUAACCAGACACCUAGGUGUUUGUAGUUGUCCACAUGCUCUAGGUCAGACCGGUCGAGAGUAGUGAUUCUAGUCGGGUGGGCGGGUGCCAGCAGCGUUCGAUUGAAGAGCAUGCAUUUAGUUUUACUAGUGUUUAAGAGCAGUUGGAGGCUACGGAAGGAGUGUUGUAUGGCAUUGAAGCUCGUUUGGAGGUUUGUUAACACAGUGUCUAAUGAAGGGCCAGAUGUAUACAAAAGGGUGUCGUCUGCAUAGAGGUGGAUCUGAGAGUCACCAGCAGCAAGAGCGACAUCAUUGAUAUACACGGAGGAAAGAGUCGGCCCAAGAAUUGAACCCUGUGGCACCCCCAUAGAGACUGCCAUAGGUCCAGACAACAGGCCCUCCGAUUUGACACAUUGAACUCUAUCUGAGAAGUAGUUGGUGAACCAGGCGAGGCAGUCAUUUGAGAAACCAAGGCUAUUUAGUCUGCCAAUAAGAAUGCGGUGGUUGACAGAGUCGAAAGCCUUGGCCAGGUCGAUGAAGACGGCUGCACAGUACUGUCUAUUAUCUAUCGCGGUUAUUAUAUCUUUAGGACCUUGACUGGUGUCACCCUCCGGUGGCGCUGUCUAAGGCACUGCUCGCAGUGCACCCACUAGAGAUCCUGGCAGCUCGCUGUACCGCCGCACCGGGAUGGGCGUGCCAAUGCCAGCAUCGUCAGGUAGGGGAGGGAGGCGCAGGAGGUAGCUCUGGUAGAGCAUGGCGUUUGCAACGCAUGUUGUCGGUCGAUUCCACGGGGGGCAUAUGAAAUAAAAAGUAAUGCAUGUGUAAGUCGCUCUGAUAAGAGCGUCUGCUUGACUAAAAAACUUACCAGCUCGAAACCGUGCAUAGGAAGUACGGUGAUAAUGUCGGUUAUCUGUUUGUUACUUGUUUUUAAAAAUUUCGAAGCAGGGAAUGAUAUAGUCUGUAACAGUUUGGAUCUAGAGUGUCACCCCCUUUGAAGAAGGGGAUGAACACGGCAGCUUUCCAAUCUCUGGGGAUCUCAGACGUUACGAAAAGAGUGAAGAGUAAUAGGGUUGUGAAAUUUCGGCGGCUAUUUUAAUAGAAAGGGUCAGAUUGCUAGCCCAGAUGAUAGGGUUUCCAGAUUUGCAGCUCUUUCAGAACUCAGCUUGUCUUAUGUGUGAAAGAAACGGGCGGGGGGGGGCUGGCAAUUUCAGAUGCGACUGGUGGCCUAUGGUAGCCAGUGAAGCAUGGCGCAAGAUGCUGUGAAACUGUUAUUUAGAAAUCUGUGGUGAAGUGUUUCCUACCUCAGUGCAUGUGCAGCUGGAGGAGGUCUCAUUCCCAUCUUACGUGUCCCAACCUUUUGAUUAGUGCUACAGGAUGCACAUUUCUGUUGAAAAGAUGCUUGCUUUCCUAACUGCUUGUGUAUAUUGGUUCCUACUUCCGAAAACAUAGCGGGGGCUAUUCCUAUGCAUACACGGAUGUUUUGUGCUGGUCAGAGUCAAUCUAGAGAACAGGGCUCAUUGUUCUUAGUCGCUUUUUGAAGGGCAUGCUUAUUUAAGAUAGGAGAGAACAACAGUCUACUGACGGAUGAGAUCGCUGGAUACCUGGCAGGUAAUAGUGGCUCGCCAAAGUGUUUUAGGACGUUUGACGUGUGAGGGGUGGUCUUGGACCCGUUACGGACGCAGGCAAUAAGGCAGUGAUCGCUGAGAUCCUGGUUGAAGACAGCGGAGGUGUAUUUAGAGGGUAAGUUAGUCAGGAUGAUAUCUAUGAGGGUGCCCAUGUUUACGGAUUUAGGGUUGUACCUGGUAGGUUCCUUGAUAAUUUGUGUGAGAUUGAGGGCAUCUAGUUUGGAUUGUAGGAUGGCCAGGGUGUUAAGCAUAUCCCAGUUUAGGUCACCAAGCAGUACAAACUCUGAGGAUAGAUGGGGGGCAAUCAAUUCACAUAUGGUGUCCAGGGCACAGCUGGGGGCUGAGGGUGGUCUGUAGCAAGCGGCAACAAUGAGAGACUUAUUUCUGGAAAGGUGGAUUUUUAGAAGAAGGAGCUCAAACUGUUUGGGCACAUACCUGGAUAGUAUGAUAGAGCUCUGCAGGCUAUCUUUACAGUAGAUUGCAACUCCACCCCCUUUGGCAGUUCUAUCUAGACGGAAAAUGUUGUAGUUGGGGAUGGACAUUUCUGAAUUUUUGGUGGCCUUCCUAAGCCAGGAUUCAGACACUGCUAGAACAUCAGGGUUGGCGGAGUGUGCUAACGCAGUGAAUAACUCAAACGUAGGAAGGAGGCUUCUGAUGUUAACGUGCAGAAAACCAAGGCUUUUACGGUUACAGAAGUCAACAAAUGAUAACUCCUGGGGAGUAGGAGUGAUACUGGGGUCUGCAGGGCCUGGGUUAGCCUCUACAUCACCAGAGGAACAGAGGAGGACUAGAAUAAGGAUACGGCUAAAGGCUUUAAGAACUGGUCUUCUAGUGCGUUGGGUACAGAGAAUAAAGGGGGCAGAUUUCCGGGCGUUGUAGAAUAGAUUCAGGGCAUUAUGUACAGACAAGGAUAUGGAAGGAUAUGAGUACAGUGGAGGUAAACCUAAGCGUUGGGUAACAAUGAGAGAGAUAGCAUCACUGGAGGCACCGAUUGAGCCGGUCUCAGCGUGUAUGGGGGGUGGAACAAAGGAGCUAUUUGAGGCAGUUUGAGAAUGACUUGGGGUUCUAUAUUGAAAUUGUAUAAAAAUAACUAACUGGAACAGCAAUAGGCAAGGCAUAUUGACAUGGGAGAGAGGCAUAAAGCAAUCACAGGUGUUAUUAGAGAGAGCUAAGACAACAACUGGUAAUGGCGAUGAAAGUUUGGGCUGAGGCUAAACAGACAAACAGGACAGGGUACUGUGUAAAGGAACAGUCCAGCAGACAUCAGCUGUGCAGCUGAGUGAUCAUAAGGUCCAGUGAACAGCAAUAUGUGAGUCCGAGAGCAGUUAGAAUUGGUGCUAAAGCACAGCGAGCAGGAAGCCCGGCUGUUGUUUGCGUGUGCUAGCGGGCCGGGGCUAGCAGAUGGAUCUUCGUGGUCGUCGCAACGGGAAGCCUGUUGAAACCACAGACGAUUACGUCGGUAGACCAGUCGUGAUGGAUCGGCGGGGCUCCGUGUCGACUCUAGGAGGUCCCGUCCAGUUCACAGAGAGGUAGAUAGCCGGAAGAUGUGCCUGACUCGAGGCUAGCUCAAGGCUGAUUAGUCAACAACAACAUUCAUUUGGUUGCAGCUAGCUAGUUACGAUGAUCAGGUGUUAAAGGUCCAGUGAUUUAGUGAUUCCAGCAGAAAAUCCGAUAUGUUCUGGGUCGAUAACGCGCUGUGCAGACAGUGCAGACGGGCCGAUAAUAGUCCAGGCUAGAGCUGGCUGGUAGGUAGUGCAGGCCACGGACAAUGGUUGAAAACCGCUAACGGUGGCUAAUAGCAAGUAGCUAGUUAGCUGGCUACUCCCGUCCGGUAGACAAAGAGGUAGAUAGCCGGGAUAUGGGCCUGGCUCAAGGCUAACUGGUGCUUGCUUCGGGGGGCAGUGGUAAUUAGCCUACAGCAACAUCCAUUCGGUUGCGGCUAGCUAGUUGCGAUCCGGUGUUAGGGUCCAGUGAUUCAGUUAUUCCGGCAGAAAAUCUGAUGUUCUGGGUGAAAACCGCAAACGGAAGCUAAUAGCAAGUAGCUAGUUAGCUGGCUAGCUAGUUUCAACUGGAGAUUCUAGAUAAAGGUGAGUAAAUAAUAGAAUCCGUUCCACAUUGAGUGAGGCGGGUUGCAGGAAAGUAUAUUUAGUAGAAGGAUGAAAAGUGUGAUAGGGAAAUAUAUACAAAAAUACAAAAAACUGGCUAUUUUCACGGACACACAACAAAGAACACGACCGCACUGCUACGCCAUCUUGGAUCCAAGAUUUCAACAUUCAUCAUUCAACAACGUGUGUUGAUAUGUCUGCUCUGCAAGCUAAAAUGCAUCUGUGUGUGUGCGUGCGUGUGUGUGUCUGUGUGCAUGCACGUAUGUAUGUGUUCUCCAGUGUCUGGAGCGGGCCAUGAAGUUCUCGUUUAAUGAGUUCCACCUCUGGCACCAGUUGGGCUUGUCACUCAUGGCAUGUGGGAAGGUGAGCUCAUCAUCAUAUAUUUUCACACAUUCCCCAUCAUGCACACACACACACACACACACUCUCUAUCCUACUGUAAUCUGGCACCACUACCUGCUUGCAAGCAUAUAGGCUCACUCAUCUUCUAAAUGUUGCUGUGAGGUUGUGUGUGCAUUGGAAUGACUGAGUGAGCGCUUAUUGGGUGAUAAUGAGAGAUGCGUAGUGUGACACAGAUCUGGAAUCCUCCGAGUGAAACAGGAUAAUUGAUCUCCUCCUUUGCCUGGCUGCAUGUAGGAUGAGGUGACACUGCAGAUCAAUGGAGAACUCUGGAAAUAGGCUGCUCACUAUAAGGAUGGGGGGCUGCCUCAGUGUCGUCAGAUCCGCUUCUAUUUAGAGCCAGCCGUGUGUGUGUGAUAGAGAGUGUUUGUAGUGCAUUGAUGAAUGAGCUAUAUGAGUCCGUAUCUGUGUUACUCUAUAUGGAUAGUAAAUGUGUGUGUGAUCUAUACUCCUGUUCUAUCACUAGACUAGUUUGUGUCUGUCACUACAGUAUGAGAUUGUGUGUGUGUGUGUGUGUAAGCAUGAAUAUGUGAGUGUCUGUGGGUGUGUGACGUCUUUUCUCGAUGUGUCAGUAACCGUGUGUGUGUGUCUGUGUGUUUUACAGGGUGUGGGCGCGGUGUCUGUGCUCAAGGAGUGUGCCAGGAUGAGGCCCGAGGACCCCUCACUGCCCAUGUUGGCCGCCAAAGUCUGCAUCGGCCAGCUGCACUGGGUGAAUGACACACACACUCUUUCUAUUUCACGAUACAUUUACACUACAUACCAUGUAUACCAUCCAUACGGGAAGUCGGUCACCAUCCAGAAUAGCUGCACCCAUUAUUACACAACAACACUCCACACUAACAACGCCCUCCCACCCCACCACUGUGGUAGCCAGCCCAGUGCUGCCUGUCCUGUUGAUCCAGGAGGGGGGUAGUGUAGGAUUAGGAGACACAUGAUGGCAUGGCACAUCUGUCAGUGCAACAGAGGAGCUAGAGAUCAGGGGUGUCUAGAGAGACUAAGGGGCUUAUAGCCUUAAUCACAAUAAGACACUAUGGGACCAUAGAGAAACGAAUGACAAUACAUCUGGACCCAAUAACCGACCAUGGAACCACACAUUUGCGCUGUAAAAUCUGGGAGUCUGGGACUAUGGGACUAGAGUGAUUCCAGGAACUUUGACUCCUAGUUGGUAGGAGUGGAGUGAUCAAUAUACAUACAUGAUAAAGAUGAGCAAAAAUGACUGUAUAAAAUAAAUAAUCAAAAUACUGAGCUACAUUGUAUGCUCAAAAAAAUUGGGAAAUGUUAUGCUUUUAUAAUGAUAUAAUUAUAAUUUUGUUUAACAGGUAUUAUUAUUAUUUUUCCACAAAAAGGUAGAGUUCAAAAUUAUUGACACCCCUAUUUUAAGUACCUUUCAAUAGCUCACCCUGCGAGGAUAAUGGCACUGAACCUUUUUCUAAAAUGUUUUAGAAACUACCCCCUCCUGUAUCAACAACAGGACAGCUCUAAUUUAUUCUCUAAGAUUCAUGGAUGGAACAUAAUAAUAUUGUAUGGAACUUUGUUGAUAGCAUCCGUAUUCUGAGAAAGAGAGGGAUAGAGAGAGAGGAGGAGGAGGAUGAGGAAGGGGAGAGAUAGAAAGAGAGAGUGAAGGGCUUAUGGUACAGGAGUAAGAGAGGAGAGGGGGGGUCGUCUAAGCAGCUGUCCUGCUGUUCUGAUGGCACCGUUUCAAAGACCUGUCACCGACCCCUCCCCGUAGCUUACACUGAGUGACACACUUUUAGCUCAGCCCAGCUCAGCCCAGCUCAGCUACACUGACUGCAGUCUGGCGCUGUUUGAGGGGGGACUCUAUAGUGCGCUGUUCUUCACCUGAAUCUACAGUCCUCCUCACACUAACCACACACUGCCUUUUCCCACAAUGUCAUUCUGCCUACGAUACAGCCCUUCAGAUACAAACUCUCUAUACUAUUCAAAUACAAAAGCUCACUAAACAAGACAAACGGAACAAACUGAACAUGCCUUUAAACACUUGAGCUCACAGCUGACCUCACAAGGUUACAUAUGAAGUACUUCAGCAGACUAUACACUGUACUUCUAGGGACCCAUACCGCAUCUGACUGUUAUCUCUGUGUGUGAUAGCUGGAGGAGGCAGAGGCCCUGUCUCAGAGUGUGGUGUCCAUGGGAGAGGAGGCUGCAGAGUUUUUGCCGCGUGCGUACCUGACUGUGGGGCUUUGCUGCAGUCUGCAGGCCUCUGACGGUAAGAGACACCACUAUGAGCUGCUAUAGAGGCAGGAUUCGUUUCUUGUAACAAACAGUGUCCCUUCUCCAGAUACAGUGAGAAACCGGCACUUACAGAACCCACUACACCUCACUUGUCCUGAUAAAAUCCAUAGUUUUCCUUCCUAAUUUCCCUUCCCCAUCGCUUAUGCAGUAUCUAAUUCAGAGGUGAAUUGUGUAUGGAUGAAUAUGAGGUGUUACUCACAAAGGGUGACGUAAAAAUAAUUAAUGGUGCAAAAGACCGUAGAACUGUGCGAAAGAUACCGUAAACCUCAUUAUAUUCUACCAUGAAAAUGUCGCCCAAAAUGUAUUGUUUUCCACAAAUUGAUAUGUCCCUCUGUACCUAAUCUCUCUCUAGCCACUCUGAAAGCUGAGCGGGAUGGGUUCAACAGACGAGCACUGCAAAAUGUGCAAAAGUAUGUACCAACUGCCAACCUCUCUCUGUCAGUCUAGGCGGCAGGUGGCUUAGUGGGUAAGAGCGUUGUGCCAGUAACCGAAAGGUCGCUGGUUCUAAUCCCCGAGCCGACUAGGUGAAAAUCUGUCGAUGUGCCUUAAGUCAAGGCACUUAACCCUAAUUGCUCCUGUAAGUCGCUCUGGAUAAGAGCGUCUGCUAAAUGACUAAAAUGUAGGUUGGUCUUAACCUGUGUGUUUGUUUCUAUAGUUAGCAUGCACUACAGUUUGUGUGUUAUUCUGCAUUGUCAGUGAGUGUGACUUCUCUCUUCUGCAGAGCCUAUGCACUGGACCCCAAUGAUGCUAAGAUCGCCCUCUACCUGUCGCUCCAGCUGGCUCUUGUACGGCAGGUCAGUCAGCACACGCACACACGCACCAUUACGGCUCCUCUUAGUCAUGGGCGGCUCACAAUUGGGAAUGGCCGGCAGGGAUGUAGCUCAGUUGAUAGAGCAUGGCGUUUGCAACGCCAGGGUUGUGGGUUCGAUUCCCACGGGGGGGCAGUAUAAAAAAUAUUCACUAACUGUAAGUCGCUCUGGAUAAGAGCGUCUGCUAAAUGACUAAAAUGUAAAAUGUAAAUGUUAGUGGUUCUCCAUCUUGGAUCUUAUGCCUCUCUAGUCCUUGGGUUUAUUCUCUUCACUGUAGGUGUGUGUGUGUGUGUUCAGGUAGCAGCUGCCAUGGAUCCCCUGCAGGUGGCUCUGUCUUUACAUGGGGAUGACCUGCACUCCCUCCACCUGCUGACCCUGCUGCUCAGCGCCCAGAAACACCACCAACACGCCCUCGAAACCCUCACACUAGCCCUCAGUCAACACCCCGAGAGCUUCAAGUAGGACCCCACUCUCUCCUGUAUUAUGUGUCUGUGUCUGUAUGUGGAUGUGGGUAUGGGUGUGUGAGUGAGACUAGCUCCGGUGUGUGUCACCCAUCAUGGGUGCUCUGGAGGCCCAGCCCCAGAGCUUUCUGUGGGGAUAGGGUGUCUCCCUCCUCACCACGGACACACACACUGAAGGCUUUAUUUAGACGUGGGCAUCUGCACUGCGCUGCGGAGACUACCCUCACACACCCUUACCCUUUUCACGCUGCCGCACUGACCCUGACUUUACCAUGUAGGUUGGUGUUGCAGUACUCCCUCUCCGUUUGAGAAGCAGCAAACAUUAUGCAGUGAUGAACAUACACAGACACACUGCAUUAUGCUCAUAAGUUGCCAUGCAAUUGACCCGUGCCUCAGUGUUGCCUUGCUAUUAGAAGAAUAUGGAUAUUUGAUAUCCACAUGCCAUUUAUAUUAUGUUGCAGUGCCACCUCACCCGAGCCUCUGCAAUAAUGAUCUAAUACGUGUUCUUCAUAGCACAACCAUUUGGGGUCAGUGUUGGUCUCUAUGGUCUCAAGAAGAGGCAGAGAGGGGCACAGCGAAAAUAGAUAAGUGAUACAUGAGUGGGAUAUAGAGACAGGGAACUAAAGAGAGAAGUGGAGUCAGAGAAGGACAGAGAGAAUCAAACAUGGUUGCAUUUAUACCGUAUUUGUGGCUGUAUACUGUAUAACUAAAGCGUAUAUUGUAGCUAUCUCUCUCCCUCAUAUACAUAUGCACACAUACACACACACACACACACACACACCUUCUCCAUAGAGACACUUGACCACAUUGACCCAUUUAAGAGCUCUUUGCCAGGCUCAGCCAAUCACAGCACUCCCUGCGCCAGGAAUGCCCAUCACCCCGGUAACCAUGAGGUCAUAUCGGCGGAGGGAGCAGUCAACAUCAGUUGUUGUUCCACUCAGUUGUUAUGGAGAAAGAAAGAAUGGGUAUUUUCAGCCCAGGCAGGCACACAUACAGUGUGUUCGGAAAGUAUUCAGACCCCAUGACUUUUUCCACAUUUUGUUACGUUACAGCCUUAUUCUAAAAUUGAUUAAAUUGUUGUUUUUCCUCAUCAAUCUACACUCAAUAUCUCGUAAUGACAAAGCAAAUGUGUUAUUUUUUGGGGUGCAAAUUUAUCAAAUAUAAAUAAAAUGAAAUAUAACAUUUACACAAGUAUUCAGACCCUUUACUCAGUACUUUGUUGAAGCACCUUUGGCAGCGAUUACAGUCUCAAGUCUUCUUAGGUAUGACGCUACAAGCUUGGCACACCUGUAUUUGAGUUUCUCCCAUUCUUCUCUGCAGAUCCUCUCAAGCUCUGUCAGGUUGGAUGGGGAGCGUCUCUGCACAGCUAUUUUCAGGUCUCUCCAGAGAUGUUGGAUCGGGUUCUAGUCCGGACUCUGGCUGGGCCACUCAAGGACAUUCAGAGUCUUGUCCCGAAGCCACUCCUGCGUUGUCUUGGCUGUGUGCUUAGGGUUGUUGUCCUGUUGGAAGGUGAACCUUCGCCCCAGUAUGAGGUCCUGAGCGCUCUGGAGCAGGUUUUCAUCAAGGAUCUCUCUGUACUUUGCUCUGUUAAUCUUUUCCUCGAUCCUGACUAGUCUCCCAGUCCCUGCCACUGAAAAACAACCCCACAGCAUGAUGCUGCUACCACCAUGCUUCACCGUAGGGAUGGUUCUCCCAUCUCCACAGAGGAACUCUGGAGCUCUGUCGGAGUGACCAUCGGGUUCUUGGUGACCUCCCUGACCAAGGCCCUUCUCCCCUGAUUACUCAGUUUGGCCGGGCGGCCAGCUCUAGGAAGAGUCUUGGUGGUUCUAAACUUCUUCCAUUUAAGAAUGAUGGAGGCCACUGUGUUCUUGGGACCUUCAAUGCUGCAGAACUAUUUUGGUACCCUUCCCCAGAUCUGUGCCUCGACACAAUCCUGUCUCAGAGCUCUACGGACAAUUCCUUCGACCUCAUGGCUUGGUUUUUGCUCUGACAUGCACUGUCAACUGUGGGACCUAAUAUAGACAGGUGUGUGCCUUUCCAAAUCAUGUAAAAUCAAUUGAAUUUACCACAGGUGGACUCCAAUCAAGUUGUAGAAACAUCUCAAGGAUGAUCAAUGGAAACAGGAUGCACCUGAGCUCAAUUUAGAGUCUCACAGCAAAGGGUCUGAAUACUUUUGCAAAACAUUUUAAAAACCUGUUUUCGCUUAACAAAAUGUCAAAAAAGUAAAUAUCUUAAUAGCAGACAGCAAUUGGGUGAACAGUUGAAAUGUGUAGACAUAUUUCUUAUAUUUGAGAUGGUUCAUUGAGCUUUUACCUUAAAAUGCAGUAAUAACCUGUUGCAUUCUUUAAUGGUGGGAAACAUUACUGUCUUUUUAGCUCUCUUUCCCCAGUAUGUUUUUAAUCUUUCUGUCUAUAUUAGAAAUUUUUAUCAGCUAGUAAACAGGCGUGCAUUUCCAAUCAAAAUGGAAUUCAUCUCGCACAGUAAGAGAGCUGAGGAGGCUGUGGAAAGGGAGAGUAGGAAGGGAGGAGAGAGGGAGAGAGAGAGAGAGAGAGAGAGAGAGAGUAGUCUCACAGUUUGUUCUAAAGAUAAUGAUUAAUCCCAGCCUUUGAUUCUGCAUUCAUCUUGCAGGAUGUUACAGUGUGUGUGUGUGUGUGUGUGUGUGUGUGUGAGUGCUUGCACACACACACACACACACCCAGGAGGAAGCCCACUAACACACGGCAUAUCACUCCUCUACUAAACGCUGCUCGGCACGGGGGCUAAUAGGAAACCCUCAGCCCCAACUGGCCCCGCUGACAGGCGUAUCCUUAACAUCACGUCCCUCAGCAGCAGUUGUCAUCCUCAUGUCAGAUGAUCCAGUAGUCAUCUCUCCUCCCUCCCUCCAUCCCCCCAUCCCUUCCUCCAUCCCCCCAGCCCAUCCGCCCACCCGUGAGCCAGUAACAAGCCACAUUUCACCGGUAGUUUUUCCCCUGACGAAGGCCGUCUCGCUGCGCUAUUGAUCGCUAGUGGUGUCUGGCAGCCAGAGAUGAGGAGAGGGAGGAAUAAUUGGAAGAGGUUUCAGUUGGGGGAGCAGGCAGGCAGGCAGAUAGCCAGAGAGGUAGACAGGGAGACAGGCAGGCAGUUAGGCAAGCAGAAAGACAGCAAGCAGAGGCAGACAGGUGUCUCUCUCUCUCUCUCACACGGGUGAAUGAGGACUCUGACUCUCUCUCUGUCCCUCUGUCUUUCUUUUCCCAUGACAUACUCAACCUCUCUCCCUCUAUCACACACAGAGCAGAUGACUAGCCCCCACUGUACGUGUGUGUAGCCAUCUGUAUUUGUCCAGUCUAUUUGUCUAUUGGUGGACAUUGGCCAUUGAAACAAGUCUUCCUCCUCACCCAUCUGUUGGGAAACAGAGGACCAAAGCUCUAUAAAUAUACAUUGAUAAACAUGAUUAUCCUAUAUGAUAGUAUUAUCAAGUCCUGGUUGAUGUGUCAACAGUAUGUGCUGACCUAGCAAGCACAGCAAUGUUGUGUCAACAUGUUGUGGGGUGGUUGUGUGUGUUUGCUGAUGUGUUGAGCGCAGGGGUUCGAACCGGUUCAGGAAUUAGAACUGAAAACCAGAAAAUAACUGUUCCGGAACAGAACUGUUAUUUUAAAAGCAAGCGAACCGGUUAAUGACGUUAUUUUACAUUCGGGGCAUUUUUUUUCAGUCCCACAAAAAAACGCAACAAGCCGUUUAUGCAAAGCCCUCACUCUGUCACUCAGAAACGUAUUCCAGUGUCUGACUGCCAGCUGGAAAUCUUUGCCAGUGUGUGUGUGUGUGUAGGCAACCUGCCCCUCAUCCUUCCAAAGCUUAGGCUAGCCUACUGACGUUACAAGCGUGAUUCAGAAAUUAGGGAGAGAUUUUUAAUUAGAGAAGAAUGCAUGGAUACAUUUUUUCAAUGCUAGUUACAGAUACUAUAGUUAUCACGUUUCACAUUGGAUUUAUUAACUACAAAAAGGUAAGACUAUUUUUUUAUUCUGGUGCUGCUCUGCACACACAAGCUUGUUAGCUAGCUUGCUAGCUCUGGUCCAACGUUAAGCCAAAUCUCUGAAGUUCAGAGACAUUCAAAGUUCCUCCAUAGAAGCCGGUCCUCCGUAGAUAUAAUUCUGUGGGCCUAAUUCAGAUAAUGCAUGUCAUAACAAGAUGCCCAGCGUUUCAAGCCAAGCCUUGUCUGUCCAUCGCGCAUGUAAACAACUAUUGCUUGCUCGCUCCAUAGCAAGCUGCUCUAUCCGCACUGAUUGGUGAAGUAAUUGAAUGUUGAGCUAAAUGUAAAAAAUGUAUUUAUGUAUUUAAGUUUAAAAAGGAACAGAAAGGAACGAUAUAAACCAGUAGUUUUUUUUGGUUCAGAACUUUAUUUUGCUGGUCGGAACAGUGGAACGAAACGAAAAAAAUGAUAGUUCUGUUCAGAACAAAACGAUUGGAAAAUAAUGUUGGUUCCAACCCCUGGUUGAGUGUAUGGUACAGCAUACGAAUGUGUGUAUCAAUGUGUUAAGUGCUAAUUUGUUAAUGUGCUCCUUGUCACUCAGCCUGCUGUUCACUAAGGUGAAGCUGGAGGAGGCUCUGUAUGGGCCGGGGGUAGCACUCCAGACCUGCGAAGACAUGCUGCAUCUAUGGCAGAGGCGCUAUGACUUCACACGCACCAGGUAUGUGAAUGAUUCUGCCUGCCAGUCUGUCUCUCUAUUUGUGUAGAUAUUGUGUUUGUUACAUGUGGGUGCGUCCAUUCCAUGCUGGCAUGUGUGUGGGUGUCUGUGUCUUGUGUGUAUAAUAGGGACGAUACCAGUAUCGUAAUGCUCGUUAGUAUCGUGGCAAGGAAACAAACCCGAAGCGGAUUUAACUUCAUUAGGAAAACAGCCCUAAUGUCGGAAUCAAACAUCAUUAUGUUGUCAUCCAGAGUCACAUUUAUUUAUUUUCCAAGCUACAGCACACAAUAUUUUACACACAGCAGGUUUUUAAAGGACCAAAGAGUUCGGUGUGCUUUGUGUUUUAAAUUUUUGGCAUGGAAAAAAUAUUGUGAUACUGGUAUUGUCCCAGCCCUAGUGUAUAAUGUGAUUGUGUGGGUGGGUGUGUGUUUGUACAUGCAUGCAUGAGUGACUGUGUGUGCAUGUGAGUGUGUGUGUCUACUGCACUAUGGGUGCAUGUCAGUAUAAUGGCUGCUGCUGUGUGUUCAGUGGGAGCUUUAUAAGAUGCUGUGUAUUGAUUAGCUGUCAUGUGGUGUUGCAGUGAGGGGGAUGACAGCAGCAGUAUCCACCCACCAGAGCCACUUCCACUCAGCCGCAAACCCAGCCGCCUCCACCUCAACCUGCCAGACUUCCAGGACACUGAGACUGGUGUGUAUACUGGACACAGCCUCUUGGGAGUGUAUUGAUGUUUAUUUAACGUUGUCUCUUUGAGAUAAGAAUAAAGCUAUUUUGCAAGAGAGACCAGUAUUUGUAUCUUUACAAAAUAUGAUCUGCUGUUUAUAAAUUAGGGUUUUUCGUGUAUGUGUACUGAUUGAGAAUGAGAACUAUUCCCGGACCUGAUUGAGUGUGUAUGAGGAUACAUACACUACUAGUCAAAAGUUUGGACACACCUACUCAUUAAAGGGUUUUUCUUUAUUUUUUACUAUUUUCUACAUUGUAGAAUAAUAGUGAAGACAUCAAAACUAUGAAAUAACACAUAUGGAAUCAUAUAGUAACCAAAUAAGUGUUAAACAAAUCAAAAUAUAUUUUAUAUUUGAGAUACUUCGAAUAGCCACCCUUUGCCUUUAUGACAGCUUUGCACACUCUUGGCAUUCUCUCAACCAGCUUCAUGAGGUAGUCACCUAGAAUGCAUUUCAAUUAACAGGUGUGCCUUCUUAAAAGUUAAUUUGUGGAAUUUCUUUCCUUAAUGCGUUUGAGCCAAUCAGUUGUGUUGUGACAAGGUAGGGGGGGUAUAGAGAAGAUAGCCCUAUUUCGUAAAAGACCAAGUCCAUAUUAUGGCAAGAACAGCUCAAAUAAGCAAAGAGAAACGACAGUCCAUCAUUACUUUAAGACAUGAAGGUCAGGCAACACUGAACAUUUCAAGAACUUUGGAAGUUUCUUCAAGUGCAGUCGCAAAAAACAUCAAGUGCUAUGAUGAAACUGGCUCUCAUAAGGACCGCCACAGGAAUGGAAGACCCAGAGUUACCUCUGCUGCAGAGGAUAUGUUCAUUAGAGUUACCAGCCUCAGAAAUUGCAACCCAAAUAAAUGCUUCACAGAGUUCAAGUCACAGACACAUCUCAUCAUCAACUGUUCAGAGGGGACUGUGUGAAUCAGGCCUUCGUGGUCGAAUUGCUGCAAAGAAACCCCUACUAAAGGACACCAAUAAUAAGAAGAGACCUGCUUGGGCCAAGAAACACGAGCAAUGGACAUUAGACCGGUGGAAAUGUGUCCUUUGGUCUGGAGUCCAAAUUGGAGAUGUUUGGUUCCAACCGCCGUGUCUUUGUGAGACGCGGUGUUGGUGAACGGAUGAUCUCCGCAUGUGUAUUUCCCACCGUAAAGCAUGGAGGAGGUGUUAUGGUGUGGGGGUGCUUUGCUGGUGAAACUGUCUGUGAUUUAUUUAAAAUUCAUGGCACACUUAACCAGCAUGGCUACCACAGCAUUCUGCAGCAAUACGCCAUCCCAUCUGGUUUGGGCUUAGUGGGACUAUUAUUUGUUUUUCAACAGGACAAUGACCCAACACACCUCCAGGCUGUGUAUGGGCUAUUUUACCAAGAAGGAGAGUGCUGCAUCAGAUGACCUGGCCUCCACAAUCCCCCGACCUCAACCCAAUUGAGAUGGUUUGGGUUGAGUCGGACGGCAGAGUGAAGGAAAAGCAGCCAACAAGUGCUCAGCAUAUGUGGGAACUCCUUCAAGACUUUUGGAAAAUAAUUCCAGGUGAAGCUGGUUGAGAGAAUGCCAAGAGUGUGCAAAGCUGUCAUAAAGGUUGGCUAUUUGAAGAAGCUCAAAUAUAAAAUAUAUUUUGAUUUUUUUAACACUUUUUUUUAAAUUACUACAUGAUUCCAUAUGUGUUAUUUCAUAGUUUUGAUGUCUUCACUGCUCUACAAUGUAGAAGAUAGUAAAAAAUAAAGAAAAACCCUUGAAUGAGUAGGCGUGUCAACUUUUGACUGGUACUAUAUAUCAUAUCAUAUCAUCAUUCAUAUUUUCUGUAUGUGUGCUGAGUCUCCACUUUUCCUGGAUCAGGCUCUGUGUGUAUGUGUACUGACUGAGUAUAAAUUCUUCCUGGAUCAGGUUUAUUGUGUCUGGUAGUGUAUAAUGUUGUACGUGUGCUGACUAUCAACUCUCGCUGGGUCAGGUUCUCAGAGUGGUCCGUCCCUCGCUGCGUCUCGUCUGGAGCAGGCCAUGUCAGAGGUGUCAGCCAUCAGCUCCGCCCACAAACAGGGUCCCGCCUACAUCUGGACCACCCUGGAGCGCAUCUGGCUGCAAGCAGGUACAGGAGGGAGGGAGACUACACUACUAUCUAGUCUACUACACUCUAGUGUACACUGGAGUCAGCUAGGACAAGUGUGUGCUUCUUACCCACUGAAAUUAGCUACAGGUGGGAGUGUAGACUCUACCACUGGAGUGUACAUUCUAGUGCUGGAGGUACUAGUGGACACUCCAUUGGAGUUGUAUCUAGAGGAGGGAGGGAGAGUGCACUCCACUGGAGUUAGCUAGAGGGCAGGGGUGUGUAUCCUACCCUAUAGUUGUGAACUGAGCAGAGAGAAAGGCCACCAUUAUAACAAUGGAUGAGUUAGGGUUGAGUCCACUGUGUUGGAUUUUAAGCAAAGGUUAUUUUCAUCAGCUGGCCUUUCGUCAUCUGGCAUUUCUAUCUGACCCUUGAGACUGAACCUUUAAAAAAAUUCACUGCAAAACCCACUGAACUCACAUCAGGUACACCUAUACUGUAUCCAGUGGUGGUUGGUGCCAUUCAAGAUUAGGGAGAACAUUACAUUUUUUAUGAGCAUGGCCUUAUUUCUAUUACAGCAUAUUGGAUGACUGUCAUUCAUAUUCCAUUCACCCAGCGCAAUGUAAAAUCGAUAGGUUUAGGAUACUACAUGGUACUUGAAUUUGCCCUAUACCCAUCAUGAGGUUGCUACAACUUAGCCUACAAAUUAAAGUUUAUAAUGUAGGUGCACAGGUCGAGAGACUAAUUGGAGUAAUCUGCGGUGUGUAAUCAUUAGUCCAAACAGUUAUUGGACAAUUUCAGGUAGGUUCCUCCCCGUUGUGUUCCGUUUGCUUCUGUUUAAGAAACGUUUUGCAACAGAAUCAGCAGAAUGAAUACACCCCUGAUCACCCGCACACACAGUUCACUGUCAUAGCAGCCACAUACAGCAUCAUCACUGCUCAUUGUAUAAUUCCUUCUUGCAUCUACGCACUCUCCUCCUCUGACCUUUUCCCUUCACUUGUGGACUUCAGUGCACAACAAAAUCAGGUGCAACAAACUCUCCAAGCCAAACCUUCAUACCAUAACCGCUAACCUCUACAUUGUUGUUACCAUAUUAACAUUAUAGUCAACAAACUACGUAGAACGAACGCGUUAGUAAACCCAAAAUCCAAUCCAUGUGUACAAUCACACAGUACAGACAGUGUACAGCAAGCAGUUUAGCAGUUACACCGGCGGGCCCCGGUAGCAAUAAACGAAUAAAACAGAAAGCUUACCUUGACUUGGAAGAGUAGCAGUGUUGGAUAGCCUUAGCCAGCUCGCUAACAUAAAUAGCAUUCCUCUAUGUUUGAGUCAGGUUGUUGAGUAGGCUAAAUUAGCUGCAUUAGCUAAGUAAGUGAAAGGUAAACGAAGAAGAAAAAAAUACAACAAAUAUAGCUGCUGCUGCUUCUCCUUAAUUUUUGAAGAAAUUAAUUUGUCUUUCUUCCUCCGAGUCAACUACUCACCACACUUUAUGCACUGCAAUGCUAGCUAGCCAUAGCUUUUGCUUUCAGGACUAGAUUCAUUAUCUGAUCAUUUGAUUUGUUGGACAAGAUGUUAGUUCAUACUGCAAGAGCUCUGAUAGGUUGGAGGACAUCCUCCGGAAGUCGUGAUAACUGUGUAAGUAAAUGAAAGGGGGUGAGAACCAUGGUGCGACCCUAGAGGGUGCUGUUGAGGUUACUGUAGACCAUCAUUGCAAAAUAGUGUUUUAAUCAGUUAUUUGGUGACGUGACUAUAUUUAGGAUAGUUUUAUCUAAAAAGGGUCCUUGCCUUCCUCCUAUGAGGAGCCUCCACUUACUGUAACUUCCUGCCUAAAAUCUCACAUCCUGAUUGGUCAAAUAGUCAGGCAGCACAAACACACACACAGCACUGCGCCUCUCCUCAGGGCAGGACACAGGAAACAAUCAGCAUGACCUGGCUCCAUAUACACACACACACACGCACAGGCACACACACAAACGGGCACGCAUGUAUGCGCGCGCACACACACAGCCACUAUGAAUGGUUUAUUCAUAUUAUUGCUGUUCUUCAUUUUGGUGAGAGUCCAGUUGAGAAAUAUGAAAAAUCGUUUAUAUAACAGGGGAUCAUGCUUCGAAUACCUAUUCUUUCCCCAAAUGAAAAUAGGGAUCCGAAAUAGCCUUUUUUAUCUUUCUGACUAAUGUUAUAUGAGUGUAAUAGCGUGCACACAAAGCUCCCAUCUAGCUCCCAUCUGUGCCCACUUCGAAAAACAGAUAAACAAACAUUUAUACAAUCUGUCUCUCACACACACAGACACAUACACACACUUUACUGGGCUAGCGCACGUACAGUGCCUUCAGAAACUAUUCAUACCCCUUGACUUAUUCCACAUGGUGUUGUGUUACAGCCUGAAUUCAAAAUGGAUUAAACAGAUUUUUUUGUCACCCAUCUACACAUAAUAACCCAUAAUGACAAAAUGAAAACAUGUUUUUAGAAAUUUUAGCGAAUGGCAGCGAUUACAGCUUUGAGUCUUUCUAGGUAAGUCUGUAAGAGCUUUCCACAUCUGGAUUGUGCAACAUUUGCCCAUUUCAAAAUUCUUCAAGCUCUGUCAAAUUGGUUGUUGGUCAUUGCUAGAAAACCAUUUUCAGGUCUUGCAAGAUAUUUUUAAGUAGAUUUAAGUCAAAACUGUAACUCGUCCACUCCGGAACAGUCACCGUGUUCUUGGCAAGCAACUCCAGUGUAGAUUUGGCCUUGUGUUAUUGUCCUACUGAACGGUGAACUCAUUUACCAGUGUCAGGACAAAAGCAGACUGAAGCAGGUUUUCCUCUAGAAUUUUGCCUGUGCUUAGCUCUAUUCCGUUGCUUUUGUAUCCUGAAAAACUCUCCAGUCCUUAACGAUUACAAGCAUACCCAUAACAUGAUGCAACCACCACUUGAAAAUAUGGAGAGUGGUACUUAGUAAUGUGUUGUAAUAGAUUUUCCCCAAACAUAACAUGUUGUAUUCAGGGCAGAAAGGUAAUUGAUUUGCCAAUUUUUUUGCUGUAUUACUUUAGUGCCUUGUUGCAGACAGGAUGCAUGUUUUGGAAUAUUUUUUAUUCUGUACAGGCUUCUUUUCACUGUGUCAAUUAGGAUAGUAUUGUGGAGUAACUACAAUGUUGUUGUCCAUCCUCAGUUUUCUCCUAUCACAGCCAUUGAACUCUGUAACUGUUUUAAAUCACCAUUGGCCUCAUGGUACAAUCCCUGAGCGGUUUCCUUCCUCUCUGGCAACAGUUAGGAAGGACACCUGUAUUCUUCUCACCCAUGUAUACACAAUACUCCAUAAAACAUGUUUUUAGAGAUCUUCGCAAAUGUAUUGAAAAUUAAAUACAGACAUAUCUAAUUUACAUAAGUAUUCACACGCCUUUGCUAUAACACUCCAAAUUGAGCUCAGGUGCAUCCAAUUUCUUUUGAUCAUCCUUGAGAUGUCACUACAACUUGAUUGGAGUCCACCUGUGACCAAUUCAAUUGUUUGGACCUGUCUACACUGAGUGAACAAAACAUUAGGAACACCUUCCUAAAAUGUAGUUGCACCCACUUUUGCCCUCAGAACAGCCUCAAUUCGUCGGGGCAUGGACUCUACAAGGUGUCGAAAGCGUUCCACACGGAUGCUGGCACAUGUUGACUUCAGUGCUUCCCACAGUUGUGUCAAGUUCACUGGAUGUCCUUUGGGUGGUGGACCAUUCUUGAUACACACAGGAAACUGCUGAGCAUAAAAAACCCAGCAGCGUUGCAGUUCUUGACACUCACAAUCCAUGUCUCAAUUGUCUCAAGGCUUAAAUAUCCUUCUUUAACCUGUCUCCUCCCCUUCAUCUACACUGAUUGAAGUGGAUUUAGCAAGUGACAUCAAUAAGGGAUCAUAGCUUUCACCUGGAUUCACCUGGUCAGUCUAUGUCAUGGAAAGAGCAUGUGUUUUGUACACUCAGUGUAUAUAAGGUCCCACAGUUGACAGUGCAUGUCAGAGCAGAAACUAUACUAUGAAGUCCAAGGAACGGUCCAUAGAUCUCUGAGCUAGAAUUGUGAUAAGGCAUAUAUCUGAGGAAGGGUAUAAAACCAUUUCUAAAGUGUUGAAAGUUUCCAAGAAAUUGAAAAAAUAUGGAACUACCCAGACUGCCUAGAGCUGGCCGUCUGACCAAACUGGGCAAGAAGGAACUUGGUCAGGGAGGUGACCAAGAACCCAAUGACCACUCUGACAGAAAUACAGAGUUCCUUGGCUGAGAUGGGCGAACCUGCCAGAAGGACAACAGUCUCUACAGCACUUCAACAAUCUGGGCAUUAUAAUAUAUAAUAUAAUAUUAUGGGAGAGUGGGCAGACGGAAGCCACUCCUGAGAAAAAGGCACAUGACAGCAUGCCUGGAGUUUGCAAAGAAAGGCACAUGAAAGACUCUGAGAGCAUAAGGUAAAAUAUUCUGUGGUCUGAUGAGACAAAAAUUGAACUAUUAGACCUAAAUGCAAAGCGCUAUGUCUGGAGAAAACCAGGCACAGCUCAUCACCCAUCUAACACCAUCCCUACUGUGAAGCAUGGUGGUGGCAGCAUCAUGCUAUGGGGAUGCUUUUCAGCGGCAGGGACUGGGAGACUAGUAAGGAUAAGGGGAACAAUGAAUGGAGCCAAAUACAGGCAAAUCCUUGAUGAGAACCUGCUUCAGAGUGCAAACGACCUUAGACUGGGGGCGAAGAUUUACAUUCCAACAGGACAAUGUCCCCAAGCAUACAGCCAAAGCAAUGCUGGAAUGGCUUCAGAACAAUAAGUCCUUUAGUGGCCGAGCCAAACCCCAGACUUGAAUCCCAUUGAAAAUCUGUGGAAAGACUUGGAAGAUUGCUGUUCACCGCCGCUCCAUUUUUCUAACUUAACAGAGCUUGAGAAAAUCUGCACGGAAGAAUGGGAGAAAAUCCCCAAAUCCAGAUGUGCAAAGCUGAUACAGACAUACCCAAGACAACUCAAAACUGUAAUCGCUGCCAAAGGCGCUUCUACAAAGUAUUGACUCAGGGGUGUGAAUACUUAUGUAAAUGAGAUAUUUCUGUAUGUCAUUUUCAAUUAGCUAACAUUUCUAAUAACAUGUUAUGGUGUGUAUUGUAUUUAAAAAAUAUAUGUUUUUAUCCAUUUUGAUUUCAGGCUGUAACACAACAAAAUGUGGAAUAAGUCAAGGGGUAUGAAUACUUUCUGAAGGCGCAGUAUAUAAUUCCCUAUUUCUUCUAAAAUAAGUUGAAAUUGGAACAAAUAUUUUGGUCUCCACAUCUUGUUAUUGGAUUUUCAACAUUGUAGAAACAAUUUUAUUUUUGUAAACAAGUUAAUUUAAACAAUGUUUUAGAAUUUUUCUUCCACUUUGACAAUACAGAGUAUUUUGUGUUGAUCGUUGACCAAAAAUGACAAUUAAAUCAAUUUCAAUGCCACUUUGUAACAUAUCAAAAUGUGGAAAAAGUAAUGUGGUGUGAAUACUUUCUAAAGGCACUGUACAAUUUUUCACAUUCAUUUAUUCAACAUAAAAAAUAUGAAUAUCCCAAAAUGACCCUUUUUGAUUUUGUUCAUUUUAAUACAUAUUGUUUGGAGCUGUACAAGCACAUCACAUUUCCAUAGUAGGCUCUCUACUAAUUCUGAAGGUAUGAUACAUUUUAUGAGUACCACCAACACACUGAAUGGGAAAAUGGAUUCAAACGGGAACUCCCUCUGCUGGUGAUUUGCUGAAUGUGCAAUCCUAAAGGAGGGCUGUGAAUGGUUAAUUACCUAUAAUGUCAAUUUCUAUGUAUAAUAUGGGUUAUAUCAUUAACAGUACCAGAAAAUGUAAUGUGUUUAAAAAGUAUAUUGUUACAAACAACAUGUAAAAAAGUUUUGACAUAUUAAUACUUGUUAUAUUGAAUAAAUUAAUGUGAAAAUAUAUAUUUCAGAAUCUAGACAUACUUCAUUUUUUAGAGAACACUAAGUAGUAUAAUGACACCAAGAUGUUGUCUGUAUCAUGUACGGUUCACAGAUCAUAGGGUCUUACAGGAGACAUGUAUAGGUCUAAAAAGGGCCUAAAAUGGCCAAUUUCACCAUGAUUUUCUCUAAAAUGGUUUGUGAUACAAAUGUAAAAAGAAUGUUAAACAUCUUUCCUCCCAAUGAUGUUCCUAUGGAAGAAUUCCCAGAACAAUCUGAGAUACCCAAAGUAUUUUCCACUCUCGCUGGCGUGGAAUCGCUGUGUUGUUUCCUCUGCUGCAAUAUUCCCCAAGUCAAUCUUGUAAAUUAGUAUAAGUUCUCAAUCAACUUACCUGGUAAAAUAAAGAGAAAUGAAACAAGAAUCAUUAAUGUCGAACAACGGUGGCCAUGCAGUUGGUGAUGUGACAUGUUAGCCUGACUCUACCUGCACAUACUGUACUGCUACUGUCCCAUCCGGUGCUCAUGCUCUCUCUCCCCCCACCCCUCUCUCACUAUCUGUCUCUCUCUCGUCCCCUCAUCUCUCUCCCGUAGGAGAGUUGUUCAUGGCAGAGGGACGUUUGAAGGAGGCCCAGUUCUGUGUCCAGGAGGCAGCGGUGCUCUUUCCCAACUCCCACUCUGUGCUGCUGCUGAGGGGCCGGCUGGCCGAGCUCAAAGGGAACCAGGACGAGGCCAAGAGCUUCUAUGACGAAGCCCUGGCCAUCCACCCCAACGGACACCGCAUACUGCUGCACCUGGUGAGAGAGAGCGAGAGAGACACACACGGGCACACACACAUACACACACAGGUUUGGUGAGACACACACACACACACAGUCCUGGUGAGAGUCACAUACACAAAGGCCUGGGGCACAUCAACAGACCUAUUAUCAUCAGUAAUGGCAGAUUACCAUCAUAAAACUCUUACCUGUGAGCCAUAG
Molecule: messenger RNA, 34370 nt
Organism: Coregonus sp. 'balchen'
Lineage: Eukaryota; Metazoa; Chordata; Actinopteri; Salmoniformes; Salmonidae
Source: the annotation of a GenBank genome assembly